AAAAUAUUUAUAAAUAAUUAUACAUUCUUGAUGGUGGUUGUUGUAGUUCUCCAAGUUUCAGCUCCAUACAGUAGAACUGCCUUGACGUUCGUGUUGAAGAUUGUGACUUUGAUAUUGGUUGCAAGUUGUUUUGAGUUGCAUAUGUUUUCCAACUUUAGGAAUGCAGCCCUUAAUUUGUCAAUCCUCGCCUUUACGUCUGCAUCCGAUCCUCCUUGAACAUCAAUGAUGCUUCCCAGGUACGUGAAGGAUUCCAUAUCUUCCAGAGUUUCGCCAUCAAGAAUGAUUAGACUGGUGUUCUCCGUGUUGUAUUUGGGGAUCUUGUUGUUUCCUUUGUCCAAGUUGAGUCCUACUGAUGCAGAAGCUUCUACUACACUAGUUGUCUUCAUCUGCAGUUGUUAGUGUGUAUUGAAUAGGAGGGCUAGGUCAG
Schistosoma guineensis is the source of this 427-nucleotide messenger RNA. NCBI's taxonomy places the organism in Eukaryota, Metazoa, Platyhelminthes, Trematoda, Strigeidida, Schistosomatidae. The record is from the annotation of a GenBank genome assembly.